AUGGUGAACACAGGGAUGCAGCUCAUCAGCUUCACGUGUGCAGUCACCGGGUGGAUCAUGGCAAUCGCAGUCACGGCGCUGCCUCAGUGGAAAGUCUCCGCCUUCAUUGGUCCAAACCUCCUGACGUCUGAGAUCAAGUGGGAGGGCAUCUGGAUGAACUGUGUGUACCAGACCACAGGCCACAUGCAGUGUAAGACUUACGACUCCAUGUUAGCUCUGCCCCCCGACAUCCAGGCUGCGCGCGCCCUCAUGUGCAUCGCCAUUUUCAUGGGCUGGUUGUCCUGCACCGUCUCCUGCUGCGGUAUGAAGUGCACCACCUGCGCCGGUGACGACCGCCGAGCAAAGGCCGGGAUUGCGCUUUCCGGCGGUGUGCUCUUUAUCCUCACGGGUCUCUGCGUCCUGGUCCCUGUGUCCUGGACCGCCAACACGGUGGUACGGGAUUUCUACAACCCCAACGUUCCGGUGAUGCACAAGCGUGAGCUGGGCCAGGCCAUCUACCUGGGCUGGGCGGCUGCAGUCAUCCUAAUGCUCAGCGGCGCCGUGCUCUCCUCCACCUGUCCGGCCAUCGAGAAGGGCGGGCGCUACCGCCGCGGGUUCGCAGGCCGCAGCUUUGCCAACUCCCCACCGACAAUGCAGGAGACCAGCAAACCAAUCAGCACCAGCAGUGUCCCUCUGAAGGAGUAUGUGUGA
Messenger RNA from Knipowitschia caucasica, 690 nucleotides. Lineage: Eukaryota; Metazoa; Chordata; Actinopteri; Gobiiformes; Gobiidae. The record is from the annotation of a GenBank genome assembly.